Tigriopus californicus is the source of this 790-nucleotide messenger RNA. RefSeq lists its product as uncharacterized. The coding region runs from base 66 to 770 and encodes 234 amino acids. The transcript has 2 exons. Lineage: Eukaryota; Metazoa; Arthropoda; Copepoda; Harpacticoida; Harpacticidae. The record is from RefSeq and is a predicted model, not a curated record.
UCAGCUGCUAUUAUCUACCCUAUGGAGAAUAUGUAUGGCAAGCGAGUUCUGCCACUUCGUUUUCAAUGCCCAGCAAGCCAUCAUUUUUUGAGCUGAAUGACCAAAUAUGGUUGAUUUCCUAUUCAGCAAGUGAUGGCAUGAUCUCCAAGCUCAUGUCAAUCGAGACCGUUGCCGAAGGUCCCCGUGUAGAUCUCCCGCUCAACAACGUCAAUAACCAACGCCAGAUCGCCGUCACCCAAGUGACGGAGAGCAUGGUGGUGAUGGCUCUUGAAGGCUACCUCACUGAGGACGUGGUGGUAAUACUCUACAGCCUCAAAACGGAGAGCUUUCAAGUGAUUCCGCCUCCGCCGCCCAAUCGACCAUUCACACGGAUGGAACACUUCACUCUACAAGAUGGAACGUCUUUGAUAUUCGCCUUCCCCCCUUGUGCCAAUUGGUAUUUGAUCUUCAACAUGAUAUCACUCACUUGGUAUCAACGGUAUAGGCCAGAUGAGCUUUGUCAGGUUACCUCAACUUUGGUCCAUGGAGACUUGGUGUACCUUUGGGUGAAUGAUGACUCCACGAGGAUCAGUAUAUUUGAUCCCAAUAAGAACACAUGGGAUAAGACGAGUGAGUUGCCAUGGAAAUCACCAGAUCAACUCUUGGAUUACAAGAGUACAAAAAUGAUUAGGCUAGUGGAUAAUCGGUGGACAGGUAUGCACAGUUUUAUGCAACACCUACGCUAUCAUCCAAGCAUACUCAAAAUGUGUUUCAGACGAUAUCACAAUUGAUCCCCAAACCUUGCAACGGU